Messenger RNA from Diatraea saccharalis (sugarcane borer), 2741 nucleotides. NCBI's taxonomy places the organism in Eukaryota, Metazoa, Arthropoda, Insecta, Lepidoptera, Crambidae. The record is from the annotation of a GenBank genome assembly.
GAUCGACUCUCCAGAUCCAUCGCAACCGGAAAGGGAGGCGCUUAUAUUUCCCGAACCACAUAUGCAGGGUGCUAACAUUGUUGAUAUACACCUCACAAGUGACUUUUUCAUAUUCGUCACCGAUCAAGGUCAUAUCGAAUACUUCGGUGUGGAAGAAUGGCGGACGUCGAUGCGGUAUAAGCAUAGUUGUGGGAUACGCGGAGUAUAUUGCGAUAUAGGUGGGGCGCGCGCGUGCAUAUCGGACGAGCGGCGACGAUUGCACGUGUAUUGUCCCGCCGCUGACGAGUUGUGUCCCGUGCCGCCCGCCGGGGACUCCCCGUGGGAUCUCAGGGGCGUUAUUUGGGACAUAUGCCUGUCAGACCGCAACGUGUUUAUAGUUCACCGGGAUGAAGCGAUCGAGACUUACUACUACGCCGCCAAUUCCAUCAACGGCUCGCAUGUAGACUACGUGGCCACUACGGUCAUACUUGCGGAUCAAAUACCGCUCAUAUUGUUUUCCGGCGACGCCUUCUGUUAUGUGGCUGGUGGCAGCGUUACGAAAAUAUCACUGGAUUCCCACAAUACUGCCGGUCUAGCGGACGCAGACGGUGAUCGCCGGAUAACGAACCAAAAGAAGCACGUGGAGAAACUGCUGAUGCUUAGGAGGUUCAGUGAGGCGUGGCUGUUCUGUGAUGCCGUGGACGAACCUGACCUCUGGAGGACGUUGGGGGAGGCGGCACUCGCUGACCUCAACGUAGAAUUUGCUAUACGUGUAUACAUACGUCUAAGCGACGUCGCUAUGGUGUGGGCGUUAGAAGACGCCUCCCAGAUAGAAGAACUACCUAUAUUGUGCGGUGUGAUAUGCGCGUGCCUGGGCAAGGGCGAGGCGGCGGCGCGGUGGGUGGAGGGCGGGGGCGGGGGCGUUCGCGCUGGAGCUGGGGGCGGCGCGCGGGGAGUGGGCGCGCGCGUACGAGCUCGCCGCCAGGCACUGCCCCAAGCGCGCGCCAUACAUACUACUCAACAUGGCGCAACACCAAGACCUCACUGCCGAUUAUCACGACGCUCUAGCUAAUUAUGAAAAAAGUUUGAUCACUAACAAUACCGAUGACGCAAAGGUAAAGGAACAUAAUGCUAAGUGUGAAGCUGGAAUCGCUCGCAUGUCCAUCCGUUGCGGUGACGUCAUGCGAGGUGUUACUGUUGCCAUGAAGUAUGCGUAUGAUAUUGCCCUUCUAAAAGAAUGCGCUCAACUUCUCGAAGAAGAGAAACAGUAUAGCCACGCGGCAGCUCUUUACGAUCACGCCGGGAACACAGAGAAAGCAGCGUCUCUAUACAUAAAACUGAAAUCAUGGCUCAAAGUUGAGGCUUUGCUGCCUAAAAUCAAUUCGCCCAGCAUUCACAUACAAUACGCAAAAGCCAAAGAAGCGGAGGGCAGAUACACUGAUGCCUUGAAGUCUUACAUGAAAGCUCAAGACUUUGAAUCCGCUAUACGCUUGAAUUUGGAGAAACUCGACGAUAUCGAUGAAGCGGUGAAUUUGGUUCAGGAAACAAAAUCAGUGCAAGGCGCCAAAAUGGUCGCUAAUUAUUUCCAAAACAGUGAUGAUCCAACUUCUGCGAUUAAAUUCUUAGUCAUGUCCCUAUGUUAUGAUGAAGCAUUUCAAUUGGCCAGGAAGAAUGGUAAACUGCAUUUGUACGGGGAGAUUCUUAUUCAGACGUCGCAAGCUCGACCAGAAGAUUUCAAGAGUCUGGCGUUGCAUUUUGAAGGUGAAAAGAAUCAUCUGUUGGCGGGGAAGUUUUAUUUUCACGCGGGGGAAUACAGUAAAGCGAUGACGCAUUUGCUGAAGACUGGUGGUUCUGAAGAGGAAGAGACCGAGGCUAUAGGUGUGGCUAUAGAUGCUGCUGCGGCGAGUGAUGACGAGCGACUGUCGAGAAGGUUGAUUGAGUUUUUACUCGGAGAAACUGAUGGAACUCCUCGAGAACCUCGACAUUUAUUCAGACUGUAUAUGGCGAGAAGACAGUUCACGGAGGCGGCGAAGACUGCGGUGAUAAUAGUAGGCGCGGAGUGUGGCCGCGGGCGGUACCGCGAGGCGCGCGACGUGGCGCGCGGCAUGUGCGCGGCGUUGCGCGCGCGCGCCCUGCCCGUGCCCAGGGACAUGCGCCGCGCCUGCGCCGCCCUGCACACCUACAUACUGGUUCGAACGCACGUAAAGCGUGGCCGACAUGAACUCGCAGCGCGACUUCUCUUGCGAUUGGCUGCUGACGUUUCCUUUUUUCCUACUCAACAGCAUCAAGUGUCCAUUUUAACAUCGGCCGUGAUCGAGUGCAGUCGUGCCGGUAUCAAACAACAAGCGCAUCAUUGGGCGAAAGUUUUGAUGCAACCCGAAUACAGAUCGCAGAUUGAUCCGAAGUACAGUAAGAAGAUAGAGGGCGUGGUCCGUCAUUUGCCGCGCGGCGGAGCGGGCGCGGGGGCGGGGGCGGGGGCGGAGACGCCGUGCCCGGUGUGCGGGCGGCCGGUGCCCGCCGCAGACCUCAGCUGUCCCAGCUGCGAGGCCGACCUGCCGUUCUGUGUCGCCUCUGGUUUACAUAUCGUUAAAGACGACCUGACGGCCUGCCCGGAAUGUGAUUUUCCGGCAAUCAUGACUGAAUUUGUAGAAAUCCUCCAAGAAGAAGGCAAAUGUCCAAUGUGCGGCGAGAUCGUCGACUAUCGCAGGCUUGUAAAAUUAGAGGACAUAUCUCCUUAUUUGGACACUAUCUCUAAUGCAUAA